Molecule: messenger RNA, 12699 nt
Organism: Loxodonta africana (African savanna elephant)
Lineage: Eukaryota; Metazoa; Chordata; Mammalia; Proboscidea; Elephantidae
Gene: CD80
Product: CD80 molecule
Exons: 7
Coding region: 273-1130 (285 amino acids)
Biological process (GO): positive regulation of T cell proliferation; T cell costimulation; cellular response to lipopolysaccharide
Cellular component (GO): external side of plasma membrane
Molecular function (GO): coreceptor activity
Source: RefSeq, a predicted model, not a curated record
CUUCCUCAAGCCACACACUUAAAACACCAAGGCCACCCUGCUUUGACUUAUGUAUUUUCUGGGUGAAGAAGACUCAGAUCCUCUAUCAAAUAAAAAGGAAGUUGGAAGGGGAAAUGACACCUCCAUGACAUAUUAGUCCCUGAAAAUCUGAGUGGUUUGCAUUAUUUUGGAGACAGCAAGAAAGGAACAUCUCAGAAGAGAGGCCUCACCCUUUGGUUUUUACCACAAAAGAAAAAAAGAAAUUUUUCUUCAGCAAGUACCCAUCUGAAGCCAUGGGUCACACACUGAUGCGAGGAACACCACCAGCCCAGUGGCCACAGUUCAAGCUCUUUCGGCUCUUAGUGUUGACUGGCCUUUUUCACUUCUGUUUAGGUGACAGCCAGGUGACCAAGGCAGUGAAGGAAAUGGCAGUGCUGUCUUGUGAUUACAACAUUCCCACUCCUCAGCUGACGAAUUUUCGAAUUUACUGGCAAAAGAAUAAUGAAGUGGUACUUACUAUCAUAUCCGGGAAGGUAUCGGUGUGGCCCAAGUACAAGAACCGGACCUUGGUGGACAUCUCCAAUAACCUUUCCGUCGUCAUCCUGGCUCUGCGCCUGUCGGACAAGGGCACGUACACCUGCAUCGUUCAGAAGACUGACAAUGGCGUUUACAGGCGGGAACAUCUAGCUUUGGUGAAGUUAUCCAUCAGAGCCGACUUCCACGAUCCUAUUAUAACUGACUUGGGAAGCCCAUCUGCUGGCAUUAAAAAGAUACUUUGUUCAACCUCUGGAGGUUUUCCAGAGCCUCACCUCUCCUGGUUAGAAAAUGGAGAAGAAUUAAAUGGGAUGAACCUUACAGUUUCCCAAGAUCCCGAAACUGAACUCUAUGCUAUCAGCAGUGAACUUCAUUUCAAUCUGACAAGAAACCAUACCUUUGUUUGUCUUAUCAAGUAUGGAGACCAAGAAGUAUCACAGACCUUCCCCUGGAUAAUACCCACGCCUUCUCCUCCUGUUGAACCAUUCCCACUCUGGGUCAUUAUCCUCAUCACAAUCAUUGGGAUUUGUGGGAUCAUUGUAUCAAUCAUGUGCUGCCGGAACCACAUUUGCGUUUAUCUCAGAAGACCUGCCACAAGACGUAGAGGGAGCAUCUGAAGGUCCCACCUGCAUCUGUGAUUGACCUCUUCUUGGAGCUUCCUCAAAUGGCAGGACUGCCCACCUGGCCUUUCAUAUAACUGCUCUCUAGAAGUCUCUUCACUUCAGCAGUAUUUCAGGAAGUGACUAGAGGAGUACAGGAGGAACAGAAGUAGCUCUGGUGACCUUGAUCAAAUGGGUUUAGGAAUAUAGUUAUUCAGUCCUGGGAGGGAUAUUAGCGAAUACUAGUCUCAUUAAUAACGAGGACACCAAGGCCUAGGGAGGUGACCUGACUUGUGAAGGCCAGAGCCAGAGUCAGAGCCCAGAUCUCCUGGCUCUGGUGUUCAAGGCUGUAAUCCUUAUGGGAGCAGAUCACCAAGUCUUCUCCCGAGAAGCCAUUGGUUGAGUUUGAACCGCCAAACUUUCUGCGUGCUUCUGGAAAUAGAAUUUGUCCAGUAUCAGGUCAACUUUAGAGACUUGAUUUGAUUUCCUGAUACGAUCCUGGAAAGAUAUGUCAUGUUGCCUUUAAAAUGAGCCUAAUGUAUGGGAAGUGUGUUGGUAUGUACACCUAUAUAAGAGGAUAAUGGAAUAUUACUGGCAUUUAGCCAUAUUUCAUUUUUUCAUCGUGUUCCCCUCUUUGCUCUCCCACUUCUCCAUUAGGUUCAUAAGAAAGUAGAGCUAUCCAAACCUGAUUUCCUCUGACACGUACGGUGAACAACUUAUAUAUGCAUCUCAAAGCAGUAGGUUGGAGAGGGAUAGUUUGGUUUAAAGAUUCACACUCUACUGGUUCAUAUUGGACUGAUAAUCUCUUUGAAUAGCUUUAUGCUAGUUUAAACUUAUUUUUAAAAUAUUUUUAUGAGAAAGUUCUCAUUUAAAAUGAGACUGUUUUUACUGUGUAGGUACUAAACAGUAAACUAUUCCUAUAGAUUGAACAGUUUCCCCCAAAAUAAGUCAUUCUUAACUUCUAUGCCAGUGGCUAUAACCUUAUUUGGCAAUGGGCUGCCUUUGUUCUGGUAUUGAGGCAGCAUUAGUGCAGGGUGUAUCCUGAGUCAACCUCUUUUGAGAUAUAAAAAGAUUAAGUAAGUAAGCUAGGAAGCCAAGAUAGGGGAAGAGACAUGCCAAGCCACGUCACUGUCCGGGAGCAGAAGCUCAGAAGAGAUGAGGACCUUCCUCCAGGGCUGACAGAGGGAGAAAAUCUUCCCCUAGAGCUGUACCCUGAAUUCAGACUUCUAGCCUCCUAAACUGUGAGGGAAUAAAUUUCUGUUUUUUAAAGCCCUCGACUUGUAGUAUUUCUAUUAUAGCACUGUUAGAUAACUAAGACAACUCUGUUUAUAGAAAACUGACAAUAGGAUUCCAUAUGGCUUCCUUUCAUCCCCAAAGUGCUUUUCUUCUUUGGCAUUUCUGAAUCCUUCUGACAUCGGCAGAGAAUUAAAAAGAAAGAAGUGGCCAACCGUUGUUCCUACAAUGUUCCUCAUGACUCCUCCCUCUCUGAAGCUGCUCUUCACACUUCAUUGGAACAGGAGUUGAUCUGACUUAAGCUGGGCCGAUCAGACAUUUUCAUCUGAAAAUUUAGAGUUAGACAUCAAGAGCUGACCAAGUUUCUCCAAUGUGGCUCAAUUUAAAAUGUUUAAUUUUGGCUGCUGUAAAAGGGCAGAUUCUGCCAUACAGUCUGAGGAGCAGAAACAUGGUCGUGAACAGUUGUCCCCAGCACUAAACCCACUGGAGAUAAUAACAGUAGUGGGCUCUAAAGCCCUAAAUAAACAAACAAGAUAAUAGGAAUUGAUGCAUUUAGUUAAGAUUCAUAAUCCUCAAGACAUGAUCCAAAAAAGACUUCACCAAGUAAAUCGCCACCAAAGAGGACAAACUUAGGGAACAACCUAAUCACGUCUCAAAUUUUAGGUGGCUUACAUGAAAUUACUGCUUAUCAUAUUUGAUAAAUGUGUUAAUACUACUUUUCUAAAAAGUUAUAUUUUACUUUUAUUUUCUGAUAAACUGUUUUUAUGAAAACAAUUCUGAAAAGUAACCAUCUAAUUUUAUUUCUAGUUGAAGGAUUUAAGCUACAUAUGGGUGUAAAUAAAACAAUGAGCAGGCUAAUUUGUCAGCAAUUUAUGAAUACUAUAAUUAAGAAAAACAUACCUAUGCAGUGUGGUGGUAACGUGCAAAUCAUGACAAUAUCCUAGUGCAGAGGUUCCCAAAUCCUUAUAACCACCAAUAUUUAUUAACUGUUUUCCUGUGUGCCAGGGCAUUGUGCUCAAGGCUUUAAAUGCAUCAUUUCAUUUAAUACCCACUCAGAGGCAGGUACUACUUCACUUCACAGGUGAGAAAACUGACACUUAAAGGAAAAUGGCUUUGCCAUAGGUCACAUGGUGACUAAGCCACACGGCUGCAACUACAGCCCCUAGUAUAUCUCCAGAGCCCUAGUUUUAGCCAUUACACUACACUGCUUCACAAAUCUUGCUGCUGUGGAACAACGGUAUCCUCUGAGUAGGAACAAAGGGGUCUGUCUCAGGCUGGGUUCUCCAGAGAAGCAAAAGCAAUGCAGUGUAUAAAUACAUAUAGAGAGAGAUUUGUAUCAAGGAAAUGGCUCACGCAGUUGUAGUGGCUGGAAAGUCCCAAGCUCCUGGGUCAGGCUGGAGGUUUUUCUUGACUCAUGUAGCCACAGGGGCUGAUGAAUCCAAGAUCAGAAGGUCAGACAAGAGGUCUCUGGCUCACAGGCAGUGUAGGCCGAUGAAUCCCAAGAUCGGCAGUAAGACGCAGGUAAGCUGUUAGCUCAAGUUCCAAGAACUGGAGGUCAAAUGAACAGGAGCCAGCUGCACGAUCCAGAGCAAGCAAAAGCCAGCUAGCCUUGGUGGAAAGUCCACCUAUAUCGGAUGCAUGCCACAUCCCCAAGGAAGCUCCCUUCCGACUGAUUGGCUGUUCACAACAGAUUUCAUCAUGGAGGUGAUUAAUUACGUCAUUAAAAAGCUGACGGACCACAUCAUAACUGCCAAGCCACUAAAGAUCAUGGCCCAGCCAAAUUGACACACAACCUUAACCACCACAGACUCUAACACCAAAACAAAAUACUAGCAGUUUUCUCCUACUCGAUACACUUAUUUUAGUUCGAUAAUUUUUUUUCUUCCCUUUUAGUAAAAGUUACAAUCUGCAGGACAGCUUCCUUCUUAUGCAGCAAGCUCCUGGAGUGUAGAGGCUGUGUAUCUCUUCUAAGUAACUCCUGCAUACUACAGGGUAGAUGGCUGGUCAGCCAUAUUAAUAAUAAAUUAACUAAGAGGAAACAAAGUCCUGCUGUUUCUUUAAUAAUGCUUAUCUACCUCCUUUUUGUUAACUUUGUAUUUUAUUUCAAAUGGCACAGGAAGCAUCUUCGAUUUCUAAUAAAACGAAAUUGAACACUGUUAUACAUUUAGCGUACACUGCUUUCAGGUCUCAAGGUCAAAAGGGUUUCGCAGGUCGUUUGCCUUACCUGCCUCUUUCCUCUCCUCCUCCUAGGGACUCCCAGAACACCAUUUAAAGGGCAACAUGGAUAAAUACAUUCAUGCACAAUUCAACUUGGAUAUUUUGGGAAAUGUUUUAUUUACUUUUGUAAAAUCCACUGAAAAGAGGCAUACACUAACAUACGUAUUAAUAUAUAUUACCCUCACUUUAUUUAGCCUUAAAUUUAGAUACAUAUUUACAUCCCUAUUGGUUAGAUAUAAAUAUGUAUUUAAAUUUAAGGCUAAGUAAAGUGAGGGUACAACAGCCCAAUUCUUGGUUGAAAAAAAAAAGUUAAGUCACUGCUGCUACAGGUACCAGCGUUUACUAGACAGGGUCGCGGCCCGACCACUGGUGCCAGCGCACAGGAGAACACAGUUCCCUUCAACUCUCCAGUGGCUUUCAAGUCCAGAACGUUUUUAGGCCUUGUCUUCUCUAUCUGUUGAUGAAGGGUUUCUAGGAAGGUUUAAUAGUGCUUCAAUUUUCUUAGCAUCAUCCUCAGAUCGAUUUUUCUGUAAGCUACUUUCAAUCUCUUCAGGGAUGAACUCAGUCAUUUGUAGUCUGGUUUUCCUGUAAUCAAAGGACAAAAAGGAUAUAUCAAGUACCAUUCCAUUUCUUUAGUUCCCACAGAGAUUUAAAAAAAGAAACAAAAAAACAGUAUUGUUACUCUCCCUGCUUCGGUAGGAGAACUCAGAAGUAAACACUGCUAUCUGUACUUUAAAAACUUGACUUUCUUCUCUCUCCUAACCUGUUCUAGCUCUGAUCCCUAAGAUACCCCAGAAUGCUGGGUCCUAGAGUUAUGAGUGAUGUGAGGGAGCUAAAGCACCCUGCACUGAGGUGUGAGCCUCACUGCCUGGUUUUCUCUUGCCUCAGGGCCAGGGGAAUGUGACCACACUGCCUCUCUGUAAAACUUUCUGUUGCCAGUCCUUGUAGGAACUGGACAAAGGCUAUAAAAAUGGUAAUAUAGGUAGGAAAGAGAUAAAUAGGACAGCAGUACAGAUGUAUACUGUAUUAAUGAAGAGUUAAAAUAUAAUUCCAAAUAAUGUUGCUGACAACCUAAUGUUGUUAGGUGCGGUCAAGUCAGCUCUGACUCAUAGUGACCCUACGUGCAACAGAAUGAAACACUGCCUCGUCCUACGUUGUCCUCAUAAUCAUUGCUAUGUUUGAUCAUAUUGUUGCAGCCACUAUGUCAAUCCAUCUCGUUGAGGGUCUUCCUCUUUUUCGCAGAUGCUUUAUGUCACCAAGCAUGAUGUCCUUUUCCAGGGACUGGUCCCUCCAAAUAAUAGAUCGGUUCUUUUUCUACAGUAUUAGCAUUUGUGGCACAGUGGUUAAGAGCUAAAGGUACUAACCAAAAGGUCGACAGUUGGAAUCCACCAGCUGCUCCUUGGAAAACCCAUGGCGCAGUUCUACUCUAUCCUAUAGGGUCACGAAGAAUCGUGAUCAACUCAACGGCAACGGGUUUGGUUUCUUUAAAAGGGGUCAUAUAUAACUUUCUUCUCAAUUCCUCACAACUAGAUUUGACGUUUCUUCUUCUAUAUCUCUACUGCUAGUUCUCUAUAUUUUCUACUCAAUGAGGCAAUUUUUAAGACUCUCGUUUUGUUUGAUUUCCUUAGUUAUUCCUAAGCAAAGAAGCAGACAUAGAAUUACUAAUUAUUGAAUUAACUAACCUCAGCAAUAUCACACAGACACACACACACAUAUUACAUUCCUGACACUAUUUCCUUCUGCCAACCAAAGUAUUCUUUCAUUAUUAUAAUUCAAGUUAUUGUUCUUGCCCAUUCUCAAGGUUUUCCAUUUCUAAAUAACUGAUCAGCUUUUUUAGUUUUUCUGACUUCCUAUUCUUUUUAACUGAAAUACAGUUAUUACUUGUAUUUUCCCAAAUGCUAAUUCUUCCUUUACUUCCUACAUCACAUUCAAAUAUCCAGUAUGUUUUCUGUAUUCUUCCAAGCCCUUUCUCAAAACUUCCUUUUUAAAAGUCUCUUAUGUCACCCGGAGAACCAGGAAUAUGCUAAUGCCUUCAUGAACUGAAUUCUCCAUAAUAACAAAUUUAUGCUGGCAUUAAGCGUUUUAAGUGCUUCAUCCUACAAUCUAGAUAUCUGCAUACCCCACUUACCCUCUGACCAUGCAGAUGAAGAAUGAAACAAGCAUACAUUGAGUGCUGCGGUACCAUUCUGCCCUUAGAGUGGCAAACAAAAACAAACCAAACCCAUUGUCAUCGAGUCGAUUCCAACUCAUAGCGACCCUGUAGGACAGAGUAGAACUGCACCAUAGAGUUUCAAGGAGUGCCUGGCGGACUCGAACUGCCAAACCUUUGGCUAACAGCCAUAGCACUUAGCCACUACACCACCAGUGUUUCCCUUAGAGUGGCUAAGAAAACGGAAAGUUUAAAGUUAAGGAAAAUAUCUAAGGUCAGAGAAUUAAUAGCAUAGCUGGGAUUUAAAGCCAAAUUUUAAGGCGUCAUUUGCUCCAAAAUCAAUGCUCUUUCUCCUGUAGACCUUGGGUCCUUGGACAGCAGGCCUACAGACACUAAGGAAUUUCCUGAGAGAGAGUGUGUGUGUGUGUGUGUUUAGCACAAGUGGACAUUUCAGAUAAAAACGCUGGAAAAAAUGACUGCUCAUCAAUUUAACUACCAAGGCGGCAGCAGAUGUCAUCUGCUGGCACCCCACCAGGCUCUGAAGAUCUGAGAAAAAUCCCCUUAUUUCGGCAAUGAGAGGGGAAAAGUAAUCAUUUUGAAAUGCCCAGACCACUCUGUUCUCCUUAACAAUGGCUAUUUUACCAGAGUCUGAUCAACCUGGGUUUUACCAGAACCAAACUGACAUGGGGGAAUGGGGGAAGGGAAAUACCCAGCUCAGUCCCAUCUACCCAUUAAUGCGAGGGAAGGGAAAUACCGAUUCCUGUCCUCUCCAGCCUUUGUCUCACACCUAAGGAGUGAUUAAAUAAAAGCUUAGAAGCACUAUGAAGACCACACCCCAGGGACUGCGGCUCGCCAAGAGCUGAACCCUCGUCACAGGAUUAUAGUCUUCCGACCCUCCAUGCCUUACUCCCACAUCAACAGGGAUCCUGCAUAACAGGAUUACAACUGAGAGAACUGUGAGAUUCAGGUCUUACUUAAAAAGUCAUCCCUGGGGAAACCCAAAGACAAUAAAAAAAACCACCAAACCCACUGCCAUCAAGUCGAUUCUGACUCAUAGUGACCCUACAGGACACAGUGGAACUGCUACCAUAAGGUUUCCAAGGAAUGGCUGCCACCAGUCGAAUGGCCGACUUUUUGGUUAGCAACCAAGCUCCUAACCUCUGUGCCACCAGGGCUCUACAGGACAACAGGGGAGACAAAAACAAGAAUACCAGAGGAAACUUUAGCCUCUGAUGGCUACAGCAAACAAAAGAUACAACCUAACUUCUAGGUAGAUAAACAUAAAACUUCACACCAGAGGCCUAUUUAGCUCAGGCAAAAAAAAAAAAAAAAAAAGCGACAAGUAAAAAACAUGCCCUGCUUUCAAGAAAAAAAAUUACAAGGCAUACUAAAGGGCAAAAAAAUACAGUGUGACAAGAGGGCAAGCACUAGAACCAGACUCAGAUAUGAUGGAGAUUAAUGAAUUUCCAGGCUAGGAAUUUAAAAUAACUAUUAUUAAUUAUGCUAAGGGUUCGAAUUAAAAAAAGUAAACAACAUGCAAGAACAGACAAGUAAUGUAAACAAAGAGAAGGAAACUCUAAGAAAGAAUCAAAAGAAAAAGUCAGAAAUGAAAAACACUGCAGCAGAAAUGAUGAAUGCCUUUAAUGGGCCCAUCACUAGAUUGGACACUGCCCAGAGAAGAAUCAGUGAACUUGAAGAUACGUCAAUAGAAACUUCCCCAACUGAAAAGGAAAAAAAAAACAAUGAAAAAGCUAAACAGAAUAGCCAAGAACCACGGGGCAAUUACAAAACGUGUGACCUGUGCAUAAUAGAAAUACUGUAAGAAAGAAGAAAGGAACAGCAAAAAUAUUUGAAGUAAGAAUGACUGAGAAUUUUCCAGAACUGUUGACAGAUACCAAACCAUAGAUCCAGGAAGCUCAGAAGACACCAAGCAAGACACAUAUUUUUAAAAAUCUACAUGUAGGCAAAUCAUAUUCAAACUGUGGAAAAUCAAAAAUAGAAAAUCUUCAAACACAUCAGAAGGAAAAAAACACCAUACCUAUAGAAGAGCAAGAAGAAGAGAGUGAAGCAAAAUAUUUAAAGUGCUGCAGAAAAAUACCCACCAGCCUAUUCUGUAUCCAACAAAAUUAUCCUUCAAAAUGAAAGUGAAACACCGUCUCAGACAAAUAAAAGUUGAAGAAAUUCGUUGCCAGCAGACUUGCCCUUCAAGAAUUGUUAAAAGAAGUUCCUCAGAAAGAAGGAAAGUAACAUAGGUCAGAGACUCCAACUGCCUCACGGGGUUUCCAAGGCUGUAAAUCUUUACAGGAGCAGAUUGCCGUAUCUGUCUCUUGGGGAGCAGCUGGUAGGUUCAAACCGGUAACCUCCUGGUUUGUAGCCUAGCGCUUAAACGCUGGGUCUACAUAAAGGAAAAAAAAAAACAAACUCGUUGCCAUCGAGUCAAUUCUGACUCAUAGUGACCCUACAGAACAGAGCAGAAAUGCCCCACGUGGCUUCCAAGGAGCACCUGUCAGAUUCAAACUGAUGGCCUUUUCAGUCAGCAGCCACAGCUCUUAAGCAUUGUGCCACCAGGGUUCCCAGAAUCAUAUAAAAGGCUCAGUUAAAACCAGAGAAGGCAGAAAAGAGUGAAAGCCAAAUGAAAAGAAAGAACAAGUGCAACAAACAGAAAACAGUUAAAAAUAGAAACCCACUGCUGUAGAGUCGAUUCUGUCUGACAGAGUAGAACUGCCCCAUGGGGUCUUGAAGGAGUGGCUGGUGGAUUCGAACUGCUGACCUUUUGAUUAGCAGCCAAACACUAACCACUGCAGCACCAGGGCCCUUUGAGAAAUAUAGUAGAUGUUAAUGCAGCUGUAUCAACAAUCACUUUAAAUCUGAAUGGCCGAAAUACAUCAAUUACAGAACAGAGACUAUCAGAGUGGAUAAAAAAUAAAACCUGACUACAUGUUGUCUACAAGAAACCCACUUUAAAUAUAGACACUGAUAAAUUGAAAAUAAAGGAACGAAGAAAGAUACACUAUGCUAACACUAAUCAAAAGAAAGCAGGAAUAACUAUUUUAAUUUCAGACAAAGCAGGUUUCAAAGCAAGGAAAAUCAUCAGAGAAAAAGGGGGAGAACGAAUAAUGAUUAUAGGGUCAAUUCUCCAAAAAGACAUAACAAUCCUGAAUGUGCAUACACCUAACGACCAAAAAAAAAAAUGAAACCCACUGCCAUCAAGUCGAUUCCGACUCAUAGCAACUCUGUGGGACAGAGUAGAACUGCACCACAGAGUUUCCAAGGAGCGCCUGGCAGAUUCGAACCGCUGGCCUCUUGGUUAGCAGCCGUAGCACUUAACCACUACGCCACCAGAGUUUCCACACCUAACAACAACAGAGCAUCAAAAUACACGAGGUAAAAACUGAAAGAAUCGCAAGAAGAAACAGAUAAGUCCACCACUAUGGCUGGAGUCGUCAGCACCCCUCUGUCUGUCAGCACCUGACAGAUAGAGCAGGUAGAAACCAGUGAGGAUACAGCUGGACUGAAGAGCACCAUCAAUGAAUGUGAUCUAACUGACACACACAGAAUACUGCGUCCAACAGCAGCAGGAUACACACUCUCCUCACGCUCACAGGGAACAUUCACUAAGACAGACUGCGUCCUGAGCCAUAAUACAAACCUUAACAAAUGUAAAAGAAUAAAAUCUUACAAAGUAUGCUCUCAAAACACAAUAGAAUUAAACUAGAAAUCAAUAACAGAAAUAUAGAAAUCCCCAAGCAUUUAGAGACUAAACAUACUUCUAGAUAACUUACAGGUCAAAGAAGAAUUCUAGAGACUAAAAACCAUUUUGAACUAAAUGAAAACAAAAAUACAACUUACAAAAAUUUGUAAGAAGCAGCAAAAGCAAUGCUUAGAGGGAAAUUUAUAGCAUUAAAUGCACAUAUCAGAAAAAAAGAAAGAUCUAAAACCAAUAAUCUAAGCUUCUACCUUAGGAAACUAGAAAAAGAAGAGCAAAUUAAAUUCAAACAAAGCGGAGUUUAAAAAAAAAAAAAACACUAGAGAAAUCAAUUAAACUGAAAACCAGAAAUUAAUAGAGAAAAUCAACAAAACCAAAACUGGCUCUUUGAAAAGAUCGAUAAAAUUUAACCAAGGAAAAUAAGAGAGAAGACACAAUUUAUUAACAUCAGAAAUGAAAGAGGGGCUAUCACAAUUGAUCCCAUGAAUGUUAAAAGGAAAAUUAAGGAAUAUUAUGAACAACUCUAUGCCCACAAACUGAGUCAGAACUGACUCAACAGCACCUAACAACAACAUGCCCACAAACUUGAUAACUUAGAUGAAAUGGACCUAUCUUACAAAAUUCAUACAAGUAUAAAUACAUAAUCUAUAUAUAUAAAAAAAAAACCUAUAGGUCUAUGGAAACCCUGGUGACAUAGUGGUUAAGUGCUACGGCUGCUAACCAAGAGGUCAGCAGAUCAAAUCCACCAGGUGCUCCUUGGAAACUCUAUGGGGCAGUUCUACUCUGUCGUAUACGGUCGCUAUGAGUCAGAAUUCACUUGACGGCAAUGGGUUUUGUUUUUUGGUUUUAUAGGUCUGUUAUCUAUUAAAGAAAUUGAAUCAACAGUAACAGUGUCUCAAUACUGGCUCAUCAAUUAUAAUAAAUGUACCACGAUAAUAUGUUGGUAAUAGGAGAAACUGUGUGUGGGAGGAACUCUGUAAAACUGCUCUAAAAAAUAAAGUCUAUUAAAAAAAAAAAAUGGAGGACAUCUAGGUCAAUUGGCAUAAUAAAGUUUAUUAAGAAAAUGUUCUGCAUCCUACUCUAGUGAGUGGCAUUUGGGGACUUAAAAGCUUGCCAGUGCAUCUGGGGUCUUAAACGCUAGCAAGCAGCCAUCUAAGAUGCAUCGAUUGUUCUCAACACACCUGGAGCAAAGGAGAAUGAAGAACACCAAGGACACAAGGUGAUUAUGAGCCCAAGAGACAGAAAGGGCCACACAAAUCAGAGACUACGUCAUCCUGAGACCAGAAGAACUAGAUGGUGCCUGGCUACAACCGAUGACCGCCCUGAUAGGGAACACACAGAGAGACCCUGAUGGAGCACGAGAAAUGUGGGGUGCAGAACUCAAAUUCAUGUAAAAAGACCAGACUUAAUGGUCUGACUGAGAUUGGAGGAACCCCAGAAGGCAUGGCUGGAUGCUCUGUUAACCUAGAACUAAAACCAUUCCCGGAGCCCACUCUUCAGUCAAAGAUUAGACUAGAUUAUAAAACAUAAAAUAAUACUCGUUAAGAGUAUGCAUCUUAGUUCAUGCAGAUACACGAGACCAAAUGGGCAGCUCAUGUCAGGGGGCAGGAUGAGAAGGCAAGAAGGGACAGGAGCUGGUUGGAUGCACAUGGGAAACCCGGGGCGGCAAGGGGGAGUGUGUUGUUACAUUACAGGGAUUGCAACUAGUGCCACAUAACAAUGUGUGUGUAAAUUUUUGUAUGAAAAAUUAACUUGAGCUGUAAACUUCUACGUAAAGCACAAUUAAAAACAACAAAGAAAGUCCGUUUAAGGUCUUGGUGAAAAUAAACUCUUCUUUGAAUGAGUGGCAGUUAAAAGUACUUGUGGUUAACAGACCAUCACCAUAUGAGGCCAGAACAGUCAAAUUCCCCAGGCUUAGCAUGCCCCUUACCACUCAUCCAGUUUCAGCGUGUGGAGUGCCUGUCGGUCCUUCUGUCUUCUCUCCUGAACACUCUCUCCAUGGUGCUUCUGAAAUGCCAUCAACAGGCUUCCUAUGGGAGUGCUGAGGGGAAAGCAGGGGAAAGCUUAGGAAAAAAGCCACCAGACCAGCUAAGGCACAAUCAACUCCACUGAGCCACUUGUUCAUAAACAGCUACGCCAACAUUUGACAAUUAAAGCGUCCUUGUCAAAUAAAGAAAAAAUGCUGAGGCAAUUUCUCUCCUGGUCUGAACAACAAUCACUGCAAAUCUCUAAAGUCAACUGGUAUAAACAACAGAUCUAUAAAUUGGCCUCUUUUUUUUUUU